Messenger RNA from Paramacrobiotus metropolitanus, 1032 nucleotides. Its product is annotated as BTB/POZ domain-containing protein 6-like. Gene Ontology annotation, biological process: neurogenesis. The record is from RefSeq and is a predicted model, not a curated record. NCBI's taxonomy places the organism in Eukaryota, Metazoa, Tardigrada, Eutardigrada, Parachela, Macrobiotidae. Gene Ontology annotation, cellular component: cytosol. Bases 1 to 1032 code for a protein of 343 amino acids. The transcript is spliced from 7 exons. Gene Ontology annotation, molecular function: protein binding.
AUGAAGCAGACACUGGCCAGAGGAGAGCUGAGCGAUGUGCGGUUCACAGUCGGACGUCAAUUCGGGCACGAAAAGACGAUCCCGGCACACAAGUUCGUCUUGAGUAUCCGCAGUACAGUGUUCCGCACGAUGUUUUACGGCAGUCUGCCGGAGCAGUGUCAUGAUGUUAUCGACAUUCCCGAUAUCCAUCCAGACGCGUUUACCAAUAUGCUCAGUUACAUGUACACCGAUGCUGUGCAGCGUCUCAACGUGGAUAACGCGUUCCACACGAUGGUCUGCGCUGACAAGUACGAUCUGCCGCGGCUAAUUAAAGUCUGCUCCGAAAUUGCGCUUCAGGUAGUCGACUGCGGUGGCGAGGAUAUUGUUAAAGAGUGUCUGGAAUGGGUGGAUACGCACAGCGAUGUCCUACUGCAAUCGGAACAGUUCACGGCCAUCUCACGAGAAACACUGCAGGCCGUACUGCGCCGCAACACCCUUACGGCUGAGGAGCAUGACAUUUACCUGGCUGUUGAACGGUGGGCAGUGGCGGCCUGCGCCGUUAGCGGAAUGGAUUCUGCAUACGCUAAUCGGCGUCAGGUCCUGGAUACCGCAUUGUACCUCGUCCGGUUUCCCUUGCUGACCAACGCUCAACUGGCUAACGGUCCUGGCAAGAGCGGCUUGCUGAGCCGAGUCGAAAUCUUCAGCAUCUUCAUGUACCGCAAUGCUACCGCCAAGCCGUCGCUGCAGUUUCCCACGGAACCACGAACCGGCACGUUCAAGGAGAGAGAACAAAUUUUUGUGCAUCAUCACAUAGCACGCCGCUGGGACCCAGCGACAGUUACGGAGAUUCAUCCACAGUACCUGGUGGUGCGGUGGUGCAGCGGCCAAAAGGCUUGUCGCGUGACACCCGGCAAGGUGAUUCGCUCCAAGGACACUAUGAAAUGUGGCCAGGAUGUCAUGGCUCUCCGGUUGAACAAAUACGAGGCCGCAACAACAGAUGGUUUUGUCAUGGAAGACGAGCCACGCGAAAUGAGCUCGAGUCGCACGUGUUAG